AUGGGUGCAGCCGAGACAAAACGGGACCUACACACAUGGCUUGGGUGCCCGUCCCCAAACGAUCUAUACGAUGACUCUAUCCAGAAGCGACUGGGUGGGACGUGCGAAUGGAUCCUGGCGCGCAACGAUGUUCACAACUGGCUUUCGCCUGACGGCUCGGCCGCUGCUAACAGCGUGCUAUGGAUCAAUGGUCCGGCAGGAUUCGGCAAAACCAUUUUGUGCGCCAGGCUGGUUGAAGUCCUUUCUUCGACUCUCCAAACGCCUGUCGCACAUUUCUUCCUGUCGUCCAAGUUUGAAGGUCGUGAUGACCCCUUUAUGGCUCUACGGUCGUGGAUUGCAGAGAUGACAUUUGGCAGUCAAGCUGCUUUGGACGUCGUCUGUAAGAGACGAUUAGCCCAUCACGAACAAGUCGCGACGCGAGCAACAAUCGUCAGGCUCUUUCGUGAGGUUCUCCAAGCCGUGCCGUUUUGCACUUUCGUCUUGGACGGGCUGGACGAAUGUACUUGGUUAGGGGAGAACCGAAACGGCAGCCAUUCCGUUGCCCGGUUUCUACAUGAGCUCGAACAAGCAAUCGCUGGUACGACUGCCCGGAUUUUGAUAGUCAGCCGCAACGAGCCUGAAAUCCGGCAGGGACUGUCGCGUUUCCCCGGGUUCAGCGAGUAUGCGAUAUCCCCCGAAGACGUCCGUGCCGACAAUAUAGCCUUCUCAAAGAGCAUUGUCAACAACAAGCUGCCUAACAAAGACGAACUAACGAGACUGAGUAUCUCCGAGAGAAUGGCUGAGCGUUGCAACGGUCAGUUCCAGUGGCUGAAAAUGCAGGAGGAGAUUUUAAGAAAAGGCAGGAACAAAAAGCAGCUUGAGAAGGAUAUUGACGAGACUCCGGCGGGGCUUGAACAGCUCUAUGACCGCAACUGGGAGAGGAUUGAGAGAUUGCGAUAUGCCGAGAAAACGAGAGCAUACUCCUUGCUGCGAUGGGCCGCAUUUGCUUUACGGCCCCUGACUGUCUGCGAGAUCACUGAAGCCGUGCUCAUUAACGACGACUGUGAGGAUCUGCCGCUCGACGAAAUGCCGGACUCUAUUGAUGACGACUAUAUCGAAAGUGAGAUCAUGGGUCUUUGUGGAUCUUUGAUUGAGUCUACCGGAAUCUCCCGCUGGAUCGAGGAAGAUACACCUAGCCCAUUUCUCGGUCAAGCAGUACCUUCUUUGCAGGAUUCCUUUACAGGGGGCGGUUCUGUUCGCCAAUGA
Molecule: messenger RNA, 1245 nt
Organism: Colletotrichum spaethianum
Lineage: Eukaryota; Fungi; Ascomycota; Sordariomycetes; Glomerellales; Glomerellaceae
Product: vegetative incompatibility protein HET-E-1
Exons: 2
Coding region: 1-1245 (414 amino acids)
Source: RefSeq, a predicted model, not a curated record